Molecule: messenger RNA, 1352 nt
Organism: Effrenium voratum
Lineage: Eukaryota; Dinophyceae; Suessiales; Symbiodiniaceae
Source: the annotation of a GenBank genome assembly
GGGAAAGUCAGCGGAGAGGAUCGGGCCUCGCCGCCUCGCCGCCUCGCCUCUUCUCAUGAUGGCAAGGAGCCGGCAGAGUUGCCGUGGCUGGUGUCGAAGCCCUGGAGGGUCUUCAGCGACGCCAACAUCUACGAGGAGGAUCCAGAACUCAACUGCCGUCUGCUCAACCCUGUACUUCCUUUGCCCGAUGUGGAGGUUGAGGUGUGCUUGCAGAUGUGGGCGCGCGAUCCAGGCCAGCAGACCACCUCCUCGUCCUCAAGGCAUGGCGCCGUUGCGCCCGCCAGCAGUCCGCAAGGUGAGCUGGCUACGGGGCGUGCGCUGCGGAUCAGCGGCCUGGCGGACUCUGCAAAGAAUGCCCAGCGCUUGAUGGGCGUCUACGUGGAGUUGGCCGAGCAGCAUGGCGGCCGGCCUAGCUUUGCCAAACAGGACCAGGCGAAGCCCAGCUGCUUGUACUUCCACGCAGAGAAGGAGAAGUGGCGGGUGGCCAAGUCCCUCAGUGAGAAGGGCGACUUUGCCCACGUCAAGGACAGCUCUGAGCUUCCGUGGCAGGUGAGUCGGCCCUGGAAGGUGUUCGAUGGGGAGCACCACAAGGAGGUGGCCUUGCUGCAGGUGUGCCAGGUGGACAGAUCUGCUGAGGUCGCUCCCUCGCCCAAACCGGCACGCAAGAGGAGGCGUGCGGAGGUUCUGGACGAGAUGCCGCUGGAGGUCCUGACCUGCCUGCCUGAGGACGCAGCUCCGACCCACCCCGCGCACGGCGCGGUGAGGUGGGAGGCGGCGAACAGCCGCGCCAAGUUUACCCACAAUGGUGUGACGUUCCAGGCCACAAAGAACGGCUGUGGCUCGCAAGCGGCGGCCAUGGUCAUCGCGCGGGCCUGCUACGUGAAGCUCGCGGAGGGCGCAGACCGGGAGGAGGUCCUCCAAUUCCGGGACGCGAGCAUGCAGCAGGCUAAGGAGAUUCACAGGAGCGCCUCUGAGGUGCCGCCGGCGCCUUCCGGCGAGGAAGGCGAGCGUGGAGAGGUUGAUGGUGCCGGACCGCCUUCGAAGCAGGCUCGGACGGAAGCAACCGGAGACGAUGCAACCUCCCUCAGCAGUUCCAGCAGCUCCGACUCCGACAGCGAUGCGGCCAAGGACGGAGAUGACUCUUCCUCUGAAGGUGCUUCGGGCUAUGGCCGCUUGCAGCCCGGCCGGCCAGCUCCGGCAUUGGGGAGGGCUUGCGCCAAGAUGGCGGUCAGGACUGGCUUGCGCUGCUACAAGUGCUACCAGGAGAAGCACCGGUGCCGUUGCAAGUAGCGCCCAGCUUUCGCCCCUCGAAAUCCUGAGAGUGCAAACGGCUGGUCCUUUGUUGAGGUGGG